Candidozyma pseudohaemuli is the source of this 1638-nucleotide messenger RNA. RefSeq lists its product as uncharacterized. Gene Ontology annotation, cellular component: actin cortical patch. NCBI's taxonomy places the organism in Eukaryota, Fungi, Ascomycota, Pichiomycetes, Serinales, Metschnikowiaceae. The transcript has a single exon. Gene Ontology annotation, molecular function: Arp2/3 complex binding. The coding region runs from base 1 to 1638 and encodes 545 amino acids. The record is from RefSeq and is a predicted model, not a curated record. Gene Ontology annotation, biological process: actin cortical patch assembly; actin cortical patch localization; endocytosis.
AUGUAUCUCAAAACAGCUGUGGACCACUUGGUGACGGAACUGGAAAUCUACCACGUAUGCCUGGUGCUUGCGCUCGACUUGCUCCGGCUGAACUUGUUCACCAAGAACUUCGGCUUGUGUUUGGGCAAGAUCCUUAGUUUGCUCAAGGUGCUCAGUGAUGCUGAAACUGAUGCUGAGGUGGAGAGCUUCAAGACGUUGCUUCUGGUGACUUUGCUUCUUACGCUCAAAGCGAAGGACGAUCCAGCCAUGGGUGCCAUCUUCUCCGAUCACAUCUCCGACAAGGAGUUUGUUAACACCAUGAGAUCCUUAGGUAUAGUGCAAGUGGUGGGCAACAUCAUCCACAAACACAUUGUCUCACUGCCCUCCUCCCACGCCGCUUAUGUGCUACUCAAGUUUAAUUGUGACAGCAUCUUUCAGUACCUUUACAAGGUGGUGCUUCUCACCGAUUCCGAGUUUGACUCAUUGACCCUCAGUCCGUUGAUCCCCACACUCAUUGCUGAUCUCACCUCCAACGACAACUUCAAUGAGUACGACGUCACGUACGACGAUUUUGAAGAUGAGGAUAAGCUUGUGGCUUACGAGGAGUUUAAGCUUCUUCUUUUGAUCAAUGAGCAGUACCUCAUGAAGAGCAUUUCGUGCACUCAGCUGAAAAAUAAGGUUUUUGACGGCUUGCUGGUCAACCGCCAAGGAACUAACAUUCUAUGUGGCUUCACUAACUUGCUAGUGUACCACCUCAACAGGGAAGAGUCCAGUAUCAUCAAGAUCUUGAUGCUCAAGUUCCUCUACCUUGUUUUCACAACGUCAUACACGGCUAAGAUCCCCUACCUCAAUGACGUCAAGAUCCUUCUAGACAUCAUACUUCGUGAGCUUAAUGAUCUUGACUAUCUGCCCGAGGAGCCAAAGGAGAACUGUAUUCUCGCCCUCACAUACUUGAAGGUAUUGAAUCCUUUGCUCGUCUUCUCUCAAUUGGCCGAGUUGUCUCCUCCUUACAAACCCAAUGAAAUCAUUGAGACCCUAAGAAACAUUGUCAUCAACUGCGACUCGUCCGCCUUUGAUGCACAAGACCCCUACCUGAACACCAAAGAUUUAGCAGCCAUCGUCAAGUCUGCUACGAAAUGCUUGAACAUUCCAUGGGUCAAGAAGUGUGCUGUGGGUACCAAAGUCAAUCUGCUGUUGGUAUCUAGCAGAAACACUAGCUCUGACAGUCUUAGCUCGGUUGCUUCUACAGUCUCGAAAAUCGGCAAUCUCAAGUUGGCAUCAGAUCAUAGUGCCUCUACAGAUUCCCUUUCAUUCACUCGUGUGGCCUCCGUCAGGGCCUCCAAUAGAGAUGACUAUAAUUUGCAUACGAAGUCACACAACGAUAAUCUUGCUGACUCGCCACUGGAUUCUGGUUCCAUGUUCUCCUCUAAUAAUGGAAAUGUCUUUCUACAAAAAAGCGCCAACGAGGAUCCAUUCGCUACAUUCGCUGCAGCUCACGCUGAGCAAUUGCUAGAUCUUCCAAAAGAAUAUUUAGGAGGAAAGCAUCUCCCUCCACUCCCCAGGGAGAAGUCGACAGAGAAACUUAACGCAAGGCAACAGAAGGCGAGGUUAAAGAAAGCACCACCGCCACCUCCACCUCCACCAAGAAGAAAAAGAUAA